AUGGAGGUGCCCACCGUCAAGGACUUCCAGUGGAAGCGCCUGGCACCGCUGCCGAGCCGCCGGGUGUACUGCUCCCUGCUGGAAACCGGGGGACAGGUCUAUGCCAUCGGGGGCUGUGACGACAACGGCGUCCCCAUGGACUGCUUCGAGGUCUACUCCCCCGAGGCCGACCAGUGGACCGCCCUGCCCCCGCUGCCCACGGCCCGGGCCGGCGUGGCCGUCACCGCCCUGGGGAAGCGGAUCAUGGUGAUCGGGGGUGUGGGCGCCAGUCAGCUGCCCCUGAAGGUCGUGGAGAUGUACAACAUCGACGAGGGCAAGUGGAAGAAGAGGAGCGCGCUGCGCGAGGCCGCCAUGGGCAUUUCGGUCACCGCCAAAGAUUACCGCGUGUACGCAGCGGGCGGGAUGGGCCUGGACCUCCGUCCACACAAUCACCUCCAACACUAUGACAUGCUCAAGGAUAUGUGGGUGUCUCUGGCACACAUGCCCACCCCUAGAUAUGCCGCCACCUCCUUCCUCCGAGGCUCCAAGAUCUACGUGCUGGGAGGACGGCAAUCCAAGUAUGCGGUCAACGCCUUCGAGGUCUUUGACAUUGAGACGCGCUCCUGGACCAAGUUCCCCAACAUCCCCUGCAAACGGGCCUUCUCCAGCUUUGUGACCCUGGACGACCGCUUGUAUAGCCUGGGGGGCCUGCGGCAGGGGCGGCUCUACCGGCAGCCCAAGUUCCUCCGGACGAUGGACGUGUUCGACAUGGAGCAAGGGGGAUGGCUGAAGAUGGAGCGUUCCUUCUUCCUCAAGAAGCGGCGGGCAGACUUUGUGGCCGGCUCUCUGAGUGGUCGGGUCAUCGUGGCUGGAGGACUUGGGAACCAGCCCACGGUCCUGGAGACGGCUGAGGCGUUCCACCCGGGGAAGAGCCGCUGGGAGGCCCUCCCCGCCAUGCCCACGCCCCGCUGCGCCUGCUCUAGCCUUGUCCUCAGGAACUGCCUACUGGCCGUGGGCGGCGUCAACCAGGGUCUGAGCGACGCGGUGGAGGCCUUGUGUGUCUCGGACUCCUAG
Molecule: messenger RNA, 1053 nt
Organism: Rangifer tarandus platyrhynchus (Svalbard reindeer)
Lineage: Eukaryota; Metazoa; Chordata; Mammalia; Artiodactyla; Cervidae
Source: the annotation of a GenBank genome assembly